This is a messenger RNA of Toxotes jaculatrix (banded archerfish), 1587 nucleotides long. It is a transcript of the gene znf277, whose product is annotated as zinc finger protein 277. Bases 8 to 1330 code for a protein of 440 amino acids. Lineage: Eukaryota; Metazoa; Chordata; Actinopteri; Toxotidae. The transcript has 12 exons. The record is from RefSeq and is a predicted model, not a curated record.
ACCAAAGAUGGCUGCCAGCGACGGGAGUAGAGAUGGUCAGGACAGUAUACUGGAGCCGCUGUGUUUUCCAGAGCAGCCAGCCGACAGCUCCAGGGCUCCCAGUCUGCAGCGUCCCAGUGCGGAACUGCUGGUGUGUCUGUUCUGCUCCGACUCCGUCCCUCUGCAGCAGAAAGACGUCCUCCUCAAACACCUGCUGCUGGAGCACAAGAUGGUCAUCGCCGACGUCAAGCUCAUCGCAGACCUCCCAAAGUACAUGUUGUACUGGAAAGGCAGAUUCCUUGAGCAGCCUGUCACAGAUUUCUGCAGCGUGAUCAAAACAAACUCCACCGGCCCGGCUGAGAAACAAGAGGACUACUUCCUGCUGUGUGACGUUCUCCCAGAGGACCGACUCUUCCGAGAGAAACUGCAGCAGAAACGACUGGAGGAGGUGCUGGAGCAGCAGCAGAGGGAGAGAGACGACAGCAGCUUCCAUCGUCUCUGCAUGUUCUGCAGUGAGGAGUUCACAGGAAACAGGUCGUCUCUGCUGAACCACAUGGCCAGAGAACAUUCCUUCAGCAUCGGGCUGCCGGACAACAUCGUCUACUGCAACGAGUUCCUGGAUACUCUGCAGAGCAAACUGGACAAUCUGCAGUGUUUGUACUGUGAGAAGACAUUUCGAGAUAAAACCACACUUAAGGAUCACAUGAGGAAAAAAGCUCACCGUCGCAUCAACGCCAACAACCGUGAAUACGACCGCUUUUAUGUCAUCAACUAUCUGGAGUUGGGAAAAACCUGGGAGGAGGUGCAGAGUGAGGAUGACCGUGAUCUGGUAGACAAUGAGGAUGAUGAUUGGUCGGACUGGCAGGCUCAUCCAGUGUCUGCUGUGUGUCUGUUCUGUGAUCAUCAGUCAGAGACAAUGGAUCAGAUCUACACACACAUGAAGGAAGCUCAUGGCUUUGAUCUCCACAAGCUGAGGACAGAACUCAAUCUCAGGUUCUACCAGCAGGUCAAACUGGUCAACUUCAUCCGGCGGCAGAUCCACCAGAGCCGCUGCUACGGCUGCCAGGAGAAGUUCGACUCCUGUGCCAGCGUCCUGCAUCAUAUCAUGGCGGAAGGUCACGUGAUGAAGCUGCCAGACAUGUCCACCUGGGACCAACCACAGUAUUACUUCCCCACGUAUGAGAACGACGCCCUCUUGUGUACCCUAUCUGACAGCGAUGAAGACGAAGGUAACGAGACAAGUCACGGAGAGGAUGUCCCAGUAAUUGCAGAGGACAUCUCCAGCCUCAGAGCACUGAAACAGACCAGUGUCCUCAACCAGCUGCUGAAGAGCAGAAGCUCUUGCAGUUAGGACACUGGACGGACAGUUGGUUGAACUUCUUUUUGUUUUGGGACAACUCUUCCUCUCAUCAGACUGAUUGCCCUGUAUUCAGUGGGCUGUGGAAAAGACUGCAAACAUUAUAGAACUUAGACUGCACUCUGUGGAAAAGAUGAUGCAGCCCUAGCACGCACUUUAAAAGCCAUCAGACAACUUUUCAGAGGUGCGAACUCUUCAACCUUUACUUGCUACAAAUUUCCAUUCGAGCAAUAAAGAGGAAUUUAAACAUG